AGAUGUGUACCUGACGACCUUGAAACCUGUACAUGAUUUAUUCAUGCAUAAGGUUUUCUCAACGGAUUCGUCCGAUAUUACGGAAUUUUAAAUCAUCUGCUUUUGGCAAUGUCAAUUACUCACGAAAAAACUCACAAUUUCGGACACCGGUAUCCACCGACACGGUGUUUAAACCUGGAUUAAGAUUGGCUCUGAAGUGCGGAGUUUUCACUGUCAUAUCUACUAAUGCAAUUUUUCUGGGAUCGCUUAUUUUGGGCUUCGAGGCUUGGCAAGCUCGUUAUUCCAAAGCAAAAAGUGAUUACGCCAUUAGAAAUUUCAUUUCUACGGUAUUAUAAUACAGUAGAGUAACUUGUUUUACAGGUUCGUGAUUACAUAGAAAAGAUUUUAGGCAGACCUCUACAAGCCUUUGAUGUUUACUGGGGUAGAUUUAAUUUUCUGUACUGAAAUUUCUGAUUAUUUUAGCUAUCGUAGUUUGCAAUGUCCUGGUCUUUCUUGCUCUUAACAGUCAAUUUUCCUCUACCCUUCUACCUUAUUUCUGCAGCAGUCCAUAUGGGUCCACUCCUGUAUUAUCACUGGUGCUUAGUUUAUUUUCGCACAAAAGUCUAUUCCAUUUGGGUAUCAAUAUGUAUGUUUUGCACAGUUUCGCAUCAUCAGUUAUGUCGCUUGUCGGUGUUGAGGAUUUUUUCAGUGUUUUUAUUGCUGGUGGAAUCUUCUCAGGUUAUAUCAGUUUGAUGAAUAAAUUACUACGGAGAUCUACAUUUCCAUCAUUAGGUGCCAGUGGAGGUAUAUGCGCUAUUAUUGGUGCAUUUUCUAUGCUUCAGCCAAAUGCUAGGUUAUGUGUACCGUUUAUUGUUGACUUUAUACCUCAUUCAUUUCAAGCGAGCAGUGCAGUUUGGAUUAUUCUUAGCAUUGAAAUAUUUGGGCUUAUAUUCUUGAGUCGUCGUAGUGCAUUAGAUCACGCUGCACAUGCUGGUGGUUUGAUCUUUGGCAUGCUGUAUGGUAGCAAUGGUGUUGAAUCAAUUUGGAAACGACAUCGUGCUGUAUUAUCUUGGUGGAAGAAUAUUCGUGAUUAAAAAAAUAGAUUACAAUGAUAUCUUUAGGAUGCUCUUUAUAGUUGUAAUUUUAUAAUAAACAUUCAACAACAAAAAAGAUGGUUGUAUGCUUUGAAGAUUAUUACGUGUUGUACAGUGAAUAUACAUAUGUAUUGUUUGUUUCAGUUAUGCACAAUAUUAUUAUUACAUUUAUAUAAAAGCUUUUUGCGUA
Schistosoma haematobium is the source of this 1263-nucleotide messenger RNA. RefSeq lists its product as uncharacterized. The record is from RefSeq and is a predicted model, not a curated record. Bases 624 to 1073 code for a protein of 149 amino acids. NCBI's taxonomy places the organism in Eukaryota, Metazoa, Platyhelminthes, Trematoda, Strigeidida, Schistosomatidae. The transcript is spliced from 5 exons. Gene Ontology annotation, cellular component: membrane. Gene Ontology annotation, molecular function: serine-type endopeptidase activity.